AUGAUUUCCACAACCUCCAAAACCGGCUCACCAACGACAACUACACGAUCACUAGGAAGAAUAACUCGAGCUGGGGAUACCAUUGUAGGUUUAUAUAACACCACAGCAGGCGGUUCAACAGGAGCCAAGAACGGAAGGUAUUCAGGCAGUAGCAAAACUCCUAUUUAUGCUGUCGUUGAUGUGCCCGGAGUAGACACUGGCUUCUAUGUCACGUCUUCGAUUAGCAACGCAUCGAUUGCUGUUGGCUUAUUCUUUGCUACAGCAAAUGACGGCCCAAAUCAUGAUCCUCUUUCUGCCAGCUUCGAAGGAACUAAUUCAGAUGCAUGCAACUCAGGAUCAAGUCGAACGCUUUUUUACAACGGUUCAACAGGUAUCAAUGCAAUCUUUGCACCUGAUCGAAUGACUUAUUGUAUUCAAAAAAAUUUUGCAAAUAUUACUCCAUCCAAAAGCUAUCGGCUUCUAGUCACUUCACAACGCGACCCCGAAUGGGCUUUUCAAUAUUCAGGAGCUCAUGUCAUUGGCUAUACGUAG
Molecule: messenger RNA, 531 nt
Organism: Adineta ricciae
Lineage: Eukaryota; Metazoa; Rotifera; Eurotatoria; Adinetida; Adinetidae
Source: the annotation of a GenBank genome assembly